AUAUGUAUUUUCGCGUCAUUUUAUUUCUAGUUUACACGUAAAAAUGAUUUCAUUCUUAAAUUUUCCAACUACUCGUAUUCCCGACACUUUAUCCAUAUCUUUAGUCCUUUUAUUUUUAACGGGUGUAGUUACUACUCUUGUAAUAAUUAUUUUAGGUAUUUUUCUGAUACCUAAAGAUCGUGUGUGUAGUCGAACCGCGGUAUAUUCCCAGCCGCAGAAAAAAAUUUGGAAUACACUAAUAAAAUUUGGAUCCUACCCACAAUGGAGAUCCAACGUUAUAAAGGUUGAAAUUAACCAACCGGGACAUAUUCCACCCGAUGGUUUUGAGUGGUUUAGGGAAUUUACACCACUCGGAAACAUAAAGUUUCGUAUUGUAGAACGUUGGGAAAACAAAUUAUUAAAGAGAGAGAUUGUACGCGAGAAAGGUGUUCAUUGCGGCAGUUGGACGAUUGAACUUGAAGAGAUAAGCGAAAACUCUACGAGAGUUACCAUUACUGAAAAAACUAGUGUUCAUAAUGUUUUAUACGGAGUAAUGGGAUUGAUUACAGGAUAUAAUCAAACAAUUGAUCUAUUUCUUACGGAUCUUGGUGCAAAAUUUGAACAACAAGUAAUAAUUACGGAUGAAACAAGAAGCUGAAAAAAAAAGAAUCCACGAACCACGAAAGAUCAGUUACUUUUUAAUAAUAUUAUAAUAGUGAUGAAAAUGAAGGAAAUGAUAUCAUGGUAAUCAAUGUGAUUGUAUAUAGCAUAAUCUCCAAGAAAUAUUGACAUUCGACUUAUAAUAUAAUUUUUAAUAUUUCCUUACU
Rhizophagus irregularis DAOM 181602=DAOM 197198 is the source of this 806-nucleotide messenger RNA. RefSeq lists its product as uncharacterized. NCBI's taxonomy places the organism in Eukaryota, Fungi, Glomeromycota, Glomeromycetes, Glomerales, Glomeraceae. The record is from RefSeq and is a predicted model, not a curated record.